AAAAAAAAAAAAAAUAGAGGAAUUCACUCUCAGUCAGAUAUUCAUCAACCUCUAGAAUAUUAGCUCUGCUCAUAUCAAAGAGUGAAGUCUUAAUCCUUUCAACAUUCUCUGUCACUGUGUCUGUGAUCCUUUUAAUAAAACCAAAGGGACCGUGCAUGAAAAAGGAAAAAGAAGACAUUUUUAAGAAGCAGUAUAAAACACUUCUGAGACUAUGAUGUUUUUCUUUUGAAUGUACCGAGUAGAAAAGCUGUCUUUUUUUUUUUUAACUUUAGUUUCACUUUCAAAAUUGCAGCACAUUCCCCAGAUGAAAACGAACUGGAUUUGGACUAAUGAAAAAAGGAACGGUCAGCUGUCGUCACAGUAAGUGAAGGCAAAAUCAUGAGCAGGCCUUUGCCUUAUCACAUCUACUUCUUUACGGGACUGUUGACCUGUUGGAUACUGUGUACAUCUUCUGCCCACAAAUGUACUGUUAGACAUGAAGUAGCCGAUUGCAGUCAUCUGAAGUUGACUCAAAUACCUGAUGACCUCCCAACAAACAUAACUGUGCUGAAUCUUACCCAUAAUCAACUCAGAAGAUUGCCACCUGCCAAUUUUACGAGAUACAGCCAACUUACUAUCUUGGAUGGGGGAUUUAACUCCAUCUCAAAGCUGGAGCCAGAACUGUGUCAAAGUCUCCCUUGGUUGGAAAUUUUGAACCUCCAACACAACGAGAUAUCUCAGCUUUCUGAUAAAACCUUUAUCUUCUGCAUGAAUUUGACUGAACUCCAUCUAAUGUCCAACUCAAUCCAAAAAAUUCAAAAUGAUCCCUUUAAAAACCUGAAGAAUUUAAUCAAAUUAGACCUCUCUCAUAAUGGCUUAUCAUCUACUAAAUUAGGAACUCAGCUCCAACUGGAGAACCUCCAAGAGCUUCUAUUAUCAAAUAAUAAAAUUUCUUCACUAGCACCAGAAGAACUUGAUUUCCUUGGCAAUUCUUCUUUAAAAAGAUUAGAGCUGUCAUCAAAUCAAAUCAAAGAGUUCUCUCCUGGGUGUUUUCAUGCCAUUGGAAAAUUAUCUGGCCUCUCUCUGAACAAUGCCAAGCUGAGCCCCAGUCUCACAGAGAAGCUCUGCUUGGAACUGUCAAACACAAGCAUUGAGAAUCUGUCCCUGAACAGCAACCAGCUGGACACAAUCAGCCACACGACCUUCGAUGGACUGAAGCAGACGAAUCUCACCACGCUGGACCUUUCCCGUAACUCCUUACGUGUGAUGGGUAAUGACUCCUUUGCCUGGCUUCCACAUCUUGAAUACCUCUCUCUGGAGUAUAAUAACAUAGAGCAUUUGUCUUCUCGCUCUUUUUAUGGGCUUUCCAACUUGACACACCUGGACUUGAGACGGUCUUUUACUAGACAAAGCAUUUCACUGACUUCGCUCCCCAAGAUUGACGAUUUUUCCUUUCAGUGGCUAAAAUGUUUGGAGUACCUCAACAUGGAAGAUAACAACUUUCCAGGCAUAAAAAGAAAUACUUUCACGGGAUUGGUGAGGCUGAAAUUUUUAAGUCUCUCCAACUCCUUCUCAAGUUUGCGGACUUUAACAAAUGAGACAUUUCUAUCGCUCGCUGGUUCUCCUCUGCUCCUACUCAACCUAACCAAAAAUAAAAUCUCAAAAAUUCAGAGUGGUGCUUUUUCUUGGUUGGGGCACCUGGAGGUCCUUGACCUCGGCCUUAAUGAGAUUGGGCAAGAACUCACAGGCCAGGAAUGGAGAGGCCUAGACAAUAUUGUUGAAAUCUACCUUUCCUACAACAAAUACCUAGAGCUGACCACCAACUCUUUCACCUCAGUUCCAAGCCUUCAAAGACUGAUGCUCCGAAGGGUGGCCCUGAAAAAUGUGGCUUGCUCCCCUUCGCCUUUUCGCCCUCUUCCAAAUCUGGUCAUUCUGGAUCUAAGCAACAACAACAUAGCCAACGUAAAUGAUGAGUUGUUGAAGGGUCUUGAGAAACUAGAAAUUCUGGACUUGCAGCAUAACAACUUAGCUCGGCUCUGGAAGCAUGCCAACCCUGGCGGCCCUGUUCAGUUUCUGAAGGGUCUUUCUCACCUCCGCAUCCUUAACUUAGGGUCUAAUGGCUUUGAUGAGAUCCCAGUGGAAGCCUUCAAGGACUUACGUGAAUUGAAGAGUAUUGAUUUAGGAAUGAAUAAUUUAAAUAUCCUUCCACAAUCUGUCUUUGAUAAUCAAGUGUCACUAAAGUCAUUAAGCCUUCAGAAGAACCUCAUAACAUCUGUUCAAAAGACUGUUUUUGGGCCAGCAUUCAGGAACCUGAGUUAUUUAGAUAUGCGUUUUAAUCCAUUUGAUUGUACCUGUGAAAGCAUUGCCUGGUUUGUUAAUUGGAUUAAUAGUACCCACACCAACAUCUCUGAACUGUCAAACCAUUACCUCUGCAACACUCCGCCCCAAUACCAUGGUUUCCCAGUAAUGCUUUUCGAUGUAUCACCCUGCAAAGACAGCGCCCCAUUUGAACUCCUUUUCAUGAUUAACACCAAUAUCCUUUUGAUUUUUAUCUUUAUUGUACUGCUCAUCCAUUUUGAAGGCUGGAGGAUAUCUUUUUAUUGGAAUGUUUCAGUGCAUCGAGUUCUCGGUUUCAAAGAAAUAGACAGAGCAGAGCAGUUUGAAUAUGCAGCAUAUAUAAUUCAUGCCUACAAAGAUAGGGAUUGGGUCUGGAAGCACUUCUCCCCAAUGGAGGAAGAAGAUCAUACUCUCAGAUUUUGUCUGGAAGAAAGGGACUUUGAGGCAGGUGUCCUUGAACUUGAAGCAAUUGUGAACAGCAUCAGAAGGAGCAGAAAAAUUAUUUUCGUUAUAACACAGAAUCUAUUGAAAGAUCCACUAUGCAAAAGAUUCAAGGUUCACCAUGCAGUUCAGCAAGCUAUUGAACAAAAUCUGGAUUCCAUUAUAUUGAUCUUUCUUGAGGAGAUUCCGGAUUAUAAACUGAACCAUGCACUCUGUUUGCGAAGAGGGAUGUUUAAAUCUCAUUGCAUCUUGAAUUGGCCAGUUCAGAAAGAACGGGUAAAUGCUUUUCAUCAUAAAUUGAAAGUAGCACUUGGGUCCAGAAAUUCAGUACAUUAAAUUUAUUUAAAGACUAAAUUAAAGGAGUAAGUUUCCUAAUUUAAAAAAGUUCCAUGGUAAAUUUACAUUUUCCUUGACAAUAAUAUAAAUCUGUUCAUUCAUAUUCAUAAGUAAGAAUAUCACCACUAUGUCUCUUCUAUGGAAAUAUGUCUCCCUAUUUCAGGCCUUUUGUUACCAAUUGACAUAAUCUGACCCAAAAUAAACAUAUAAGAAUAUCUUUUACUAAUGAACACACAGGUUACUGAGGCCUAUGAAAACAGUUUUGAAAUAGUCCUCAAUUUAAAGAAAAGUUAGAGGUAUAUGAGGGUUUGUGAUAAAUAUAUUUGUCAUUUUUUUUCUGGAUGCACUCAGAAUAAAAUAUGACUUUUAAUGGGUACAAUGCUAUUUCAGUUGUGAAAGGGUAAAAUGUACACCUAUAUUUCUAAAAGUUUAAUUACAGCAUUUUUUUAACUGAAAACUUUGUGUUUUAGUGGUGCCUGUUGCAGUGUUGAUUUUAUUAAAUAUUAAAUUCCAUUUUAGUAUA
Messenger RNA from Bubalus bubalis (water buffalo), 3616 nucleotides. It is a transcript of the gene TLR3, whose product is annotated as toll like receptor 3. Lineage: Eukaryota; Metazoa; Chordata; Mammalia; Artiodactyla; Bovidae. Gene Ontology annotation, molecular function: protein binding; transmembrane signaling receptor activity. Gene Ontology annotation, biological process: inflammatory response; toll-like receptor signaling pathway; immune response. The transcript is spliced from 5 exons. Gene Ontology annotation, cellular component: membrane. The record is from RefSeq and is a predicted model, not a curated record. Bases 379 to 3093 code for a protein of 904 amino acids.